Erigeron canadensis is the source of this 2276-nucleotide messenger RNA. Its product is annotated as TSL-kinase interacting protein 1. Lineage: Eukaryota; Viridiplantae; Streptophyta; Magnoliopsida; Asterales; Asteraceae. The record is from RefSeq and is a predicted model, not a curated record. The coding region runs from base 205 to 1947 and encodes 580 amino acids. The transcript has 13 exons. Gene Ontology annotation, cellular component: nucleus. Gene Ontology annotation, biological process: pattern specification process. Gene Ontology annotation, molecular function: chromatin binding.
ACUCUCAAAAAUCAAAAUGUUUCCUUUUCCUUUUUGGGUGUCAAAGUAAAAAACAAAAAUAAACUAUCUUUACUAGCAGCAGCAGUUUACCUUUUUCUUCCCAGGAUCUGGGUUUGUCUCUUCGGUUGCCAUCUUUCCAUCUCUUUCUUGUUUGAAGGUCAUGAUCAUGACACUGGUAACCUUGUGUUGAGAUAGUACACGAAAAUGGAGGCACAGUCACAAGUUCCCUUUGACCACGAGACUUAUACCCAACAUGACGAUGUGUUUGUUAAAGACGUAAUUACAUCUGAAACAAAUCAUGUUCCAUCUGAUCAACCAGUGAAAAAACGAUCACGACAAUGGGCAGCAUGGACACGUCAAGAGGAGGAAAGCUUCUUUACUGCACUUCGUCAAGUUGGCAAGAAUUUUGAGAAGAUCACAUCUCGUGUGCCAAGUAAAAACAAGGAUCAGGUUAGACAUUAUUACUACCGUCUUGUAAGGCGUAUGAACAAGUUGCUGGGUCCUGAACUUACUCUUGAUGCCAAAAAUUCCAAAGACACAAAUGCUGCUAUGCUUCGAUGGUGGUCAUUACUUCAAAAACAUAGCUGUAAAGCCUCAAAACUUCACUUGAAGCCUCGGAGAUUCAAGAUAUUCUUGGAGACCUUGGUGAACCAAUUAUCAAAAGACCAAAAGAAGAAUACAAGGAAACGGCCUAAACAGGGGGGAAACAGUUCUACUGCAAGACAGCGCAGAAGACCAGGUAAAACGUCGACAGAUGCCUAUAAGAAAUGGGAGAAGGCUGCAAAAGCUGGAGUUUCAUUGGUUGCUGAUGCUGCUGAGCAUUUGGAGCGGACAGCAUUGCAUAAAUUAGCAGACAGUGUACAAAAUGUACAAGGAAACAAGGGUUCAGACCUUACUGCAAAAAGUAUUCCCCGAGUGCCAGAUUUUUGUCAAAAUAUAAAACUAAAACUUCAACUCUUCCCAGUUGAUGAAAGUACACGCAGAGCCUUGGAAACGGACAAUUACAAUCCACAUCUGGAGCUAACUUUAAGUACCCGAAAGAAAAUAUCUUCAGUUUUGGAACGUAUGAACUGUAAAUGGGGUAGUUCUAGCGUAGCAUCUGGGGAAUUAACACUUGUGCCUUAUGAUGUCCAAACCUUAAAUAUCACAAACUGUCAGAAAUGGACUCAGGAUUCGGUUUUAAGUGCUGGCGACAUAUAUGCAGCAAUUGGAAGCCCUCCCAUUUUCCGCUUAAGGUAUGGUUGGUUUGGCAAGGCUGACUGUAUAUCUACACCGAUCCAAGAUCAUAAAGUGACACUGGAAUGGGCUGACAGCCAGACGAACAUAAGUGUCGGUGAUCUGCUCUCAGAAUUGUCCCAUAAUCCAGAUGCCAACUGCAUGGGCCCGCCCCUGCCACCUGGUUCUCCUUGUCAGAGUCAAGUUUCGUUUAGUUGUGAUUCAUUUGAUGCUGCUAUUGCUGCCCACAUAAAACAACAUCAUGGCAAAAAUGCCUUUCAGCCCACCGUUGCAACUUCAAUUUGGAAUGCAGAAGAAACAUGUGAUGCCUUCUCAUUCCCAAAGAACAGUGCUCCUUCAGGCUCUCUUAUUGAGAAAUCAGUUGAGCAAGAAGAGCUGAAGGAUGGUUAUCCUGAAGAAGUAAAUUCAAUGGAUGAGUGUAGGUUUGUUGGAAAUAUUGAGAAUGGUUCUGCAAAGGAUAUCAGAUCGCUUACUGAUAUAUACUGGCCUGACUCUUUAGGACCGUUAGAUUUGGAUGCAUCAUCGUGUAGAUAUACUAAUGAUGUUAUUUUUAGUGAUAGUCUUGGAGGAUUAAAUUGCCUUAUAAACAGCAGCCUUGACAGUUUUCAGAAUUGUUCAUUUUUUGGAUUGGGGAAGAAAGAGACAGCAUUAAUCGCAGGAGCUGGAGAAACUGCUUCAUCCUCGGGUUACAAAGCAGACAGCAAAGUUUGAAGUCAGUUUUGCUGAACCAUAACACUUUUCAUGAGGGCGACUGUUGUUGCUGAUAACCUUCUGUGUUGAUAUAAUAUCCCAUAUCAUGAUCUGACUUUAGCAUUGUGGAAAAAGCCAACAUGAUGUUAUAGGAGAGUUUCUUUAACAUUGUACAAAAGUAACACUCGAAUUGAUGAUUGUCAGAGUUUCACUCUUGAAAAACAUCUUUAAUACCUAAUUAUGGAGCAUCAUCCUUUUGAAACACGAUGUUUGCUCAACAUAUGCAUGAAAGAUCCAACCAUAUAUAUGUCCUCAAAUGUUAAAUGUUCCAAAAUCGUACAUCAAACUUC